Westerdykella ornata is the source of this 1052-nucleotide messenger RNA. RefSeq lists its product as uncharacterized. The transcript has a single exon. Bases 150 to 848 code for a protein of 232 amino acids. The record is from RefSeq and is a predicted model, not a curated record. NCBI's taxonomy places the organism in Eukaryota, Fungi, Ascomycota, Dothideomycetes, Pleosporales, Sporormiaceae.
GAAACAUUUCCAUCACGCCAUUUUGUUUUCACAACACUUACGCCCAACAGCCAACAUCGCUGCAUCAAAAUCUCGACAUUCAACAUUACUACUGCACUACCUUCAUACAAGUCAUCAAAAAUCUGUUGGAAGAAUAUUGAUUAGCCACCAUGCAUGUUCGCGACUGGAACCUCGACGCCAUCAGGGAGGCUGCGCAGGCUUCAUUUCCAGCGAAAUUCGGGUUGGUAGAAUCUUACCGCCAUGGAUUGAGCUUCCAUUCUCUCCCGCCACAUGUCCGCCGCGAACCCUCCUUGGGUGUACUCAGAGGAAUGUUCAUCGGAACAGUUUCAAACGGGUAUGAGCCACUCUACGCAACCUUGUCCGACCCACCAACGAUUGCACCACCUCCUCUGGUUCUUAUGGCAGGAAAUGAAUACCGGGAGAUACAACCCUCCGAUGUUGAGACUUGGGGCUUUAUAGACCCCUUCUCAUUCGUCGUGGACACCUACAGAGACGAAUGCACUAACGGCCACUCUGAACUUUACUCAACUGGGCCUUACCGUCUCACUGGAAAAGCCCGCACAAUCCUCAACGCUCUUGUCAUCUUCUACUUUGUAGCCGAAGGUCAUCUCCCAGGAUUCAGGGAAAUUCAAGAAAGUGAAGAAAAGAACUGGAAGAAUGAUUUCUGGAAGGCUUGUGAUGCUGUAGUAUACGGCCUUGAGCAGGAGGAGGAGCAGGAAGAGGAAGAGGAGGAGGAGGAGGAGGAGGAGGAGGAGGAGGAGGAGGAGAUGGAGCAGGAUAAUCCCAGCACCAACGAUGAUAAUUUCAACAACGUUCUAGUCGAAAUGCAUUCCAACGGCCUUCCGUAGAUGGGCAUGAGUUAAAAUUGUCGAGGGAUGUUGAGUUUAUCAUGGGUACUAGUCCGCAGACACAGCCGACAGAAAGCAUGAGGAAGGUUUACACUUUGGUAUCGGGAGAGGGGGAUAUGACUAGAACGUACUAAGAUACUCGAGACUACAACGUUAUCGAUUAUUUUUAUAGAGGCAAUGACAGUUUGGUCUUGUUUCUCUUGG